AUCAUAACGUACACCACCUUAAUUGGUAUAGAAUUAUGAGACGAACUUGUUGUGGUUGAUGAUCGUGUAGAAGAGAGAGAGAGGAAGAUUUUGAGAAGAAAGAGAAGCUCGAGGACAAUUUCUUCUGGAGAAGGCAAAUAAAAACGACAUGUCGUCCUUCACAAGACAAAAGGCGAGCUCUCCAGCCGAAAUCCAAUACGCUCGGCGCUCUGCGGCUCUAGCUUCAGCGAGACAGAGGAGAUCUACGGCGACGACGACGAUGAGGCCGACGGCGAUGGAGUUCUUCAGCGACAUGGACGACCAGGGCUCCACCAUGGCCAUGGACGUCGACGACAUCGACGCCCUCGAGAUCUUCGGCGGCGACGGCGUCAUCGGAGAGAACAAGCUCGCCGACCUCGACUUCUUCAACUCCUUCCCGGACGACUUCGACGAGUCCGACAUGAUGAACUCGGCCAACUAGGCGGCGUCGCCACCAUGUAAUGCUCUAAUUUUGAUUUUGAUCUGAUUCUAGGGUUUCCGACUGUGAUUUGGGAAUUAGGGUUUUAUGCGGUAUUGAUAUGGUGGAUGGUUUGUGUUGGACAAGUGGUUAUAUAUAUAUAUAUAUAUAUAUAUAUAUGUGAAGUAUGGAUUUUAAGCUAUUGUGGUUUGAUUGUGCAAAUUUUAAUUUAUGGUUGUUUGGAGGUUUGUUUA
Molecule: messenger RNA, 690 nt
Organism: Rosa rugosa (rugosa rose)
Lineage: Eukaryota; Viridiplantae; Streptophyta; Magnoliopsida; Rosales; Rosaceae
Product: small acidic protein 1
Exons: 2
Coding region: 149-460 (103 amino acids)
Source: RefSeq, a predicted model, not a curated record